This is a messenger RNA of Dictyostelium purpureum, 1031 nucleotides long. RefSeq lists its product as uncharacterized. Lineage: Eukaryota; Evosea; Eumycetozoa; Dictyosteliales; Dictyosteliaceae. Gene Ontology annotation, molecular function: oxidoreductase activity, acting on the CH-OH group of donors, NAD or NADP as acceptor. The coding region runs from base 1 to 990 and encodes 329 amino acids. The record is from RefSeq and is a predicted model, not a curated record. The transcript has a single exon.
AUGUCAAAAUUAAUUGCAGUUACAGGCGCAACAGGUUUUCUUGGUCAUUAUAUAGUUAGAGAUCUUUUAAAUAAAGGUUAUAGGGUAUUGGCAUUGGUUAGAGAUCCAAAAAAUGAAGAAAAAUUAAAAUCAUUAAAAUAUUUUAAUCAAAGUGGCGACGAUAGUAGACUAUUCUUCGAUGGUGGCGAUUUAGAAAAGGUAGAUUAUGGAAAACUUUUUGAAGGCGUAGAUGGGGUCAUUCAUACAGCAAGUCCAUUCAUUUAUUCAUCAGAGGAUGCUGAUAGAGAUAUUAUCCUACCAGCUAUAAAUGGUACAUUAAGAGUAUUGGAAGCUGCUGCUAAAAAUCCAACAGUUGGUAAAGUCGUAAUUACAAGCUCAGGCCUAGCAGUGUACAAUGCAUUCGGUGGCGAGAUAAAAUCUGAAUAUUCUGAUGACGAUUGGGCCAAUCCACCUAAAUCAACACCAUAUCCAUACUCCAAAGUCGCAGCAGAAAAAGCAGCAUGGGAAUUUAUAGAAAAGAAUAAUCAAGAUCCAACCACCAAUCAUUUUAAUCUUUCAGUUAUCAAUCCAGGUUUCUUUAUUGGUCCAAAUGCUGGUAUUUCAACUACACUCAACACAUCUGUUAACCUCAUUAUCCAACAACUCUUCAAUGCCUCACCAAUAAGACAAGUCGCUGUAGCUUUUGUUAAUGUUCAAGAUGUUUCCAAUGCUCAUAUCUUUGCAUUAGAAAAUGAAGGAGCCAACAACAAAAGAAUGUUAAAUGUACACCGUGUUAUAAACUUUAAAGACAUGGCUUUGACCGCAAUGAAACUAUUCCCAGAAUUCAAAUAUAAUGCAUCUCCAAUACCAGAAGACUCAAAUAUCUUUAAACUCGAACCAAAGAGAUUAAACUCAUUAGGUUUUACCGACUAUAUCAGUUUAGAUGAAACUAUAAAAACUAUGAUCCAACAACUUUUAGAUACAAAAGCAAUUAACCCAGAAAAAAAAUAAAUAUAUUUAAAAAAAUAAAUAUUAAUUAAUUUAAUAGUAUU